CCCUAUAUUGGAACGUAGUUUCUCCACGAGAAAUCGAUAAAUUGGGUUACAUCACAAAAUGACAAUUUUUCGUGUGCGAUUGCUCAGGUGAGUGGUGACGACUUGUCGAGUCUGCGUCCCUAUCUGUGUCUCCGACGUCGACGACGGCGAAUGCCGACGGCUAAAUCAAAACCAAGGAAUUCUUACCGCGGAAGCGGGUUGACGGAAGUGUGUUGAUGGGGAUCCAUCAUGGAAAGGGCAAAUAGCACGGGACUGUGCUAUUGUCUGUCGCUGUUGUGUUGACUUGAUGCACAAAGACAGGCAAGCGUUCAGCUCACAAUUGAGAUUGAGUGUGACAAGGAACGCAGGGAGGCAAGACCACCACCGUUGUCAAAGAAGUAAGGAACGAGGUCUCAAAGGAUGCGAACUGUACCUUCUGAAGUCACUCCAUCAUGAUCACGGGGAUAGAACCGAGAGAAUCAGCUUUCUUCAUGAGGCUCUAAACCUUUGGUGGACUCUCAAUAGGAUCACAACGACGGAAACACAUAGGACAAAUUAUACUGAAUUCAUACAUGGGAAGACCUAAGUGACGCAUACUCCUGUCAGUGUUUUUAGGUUUGGAACUAUUUUCUCUUGCGGUCAGUUUAUAAGCGGGAGUACACUUAGGUCCCGCCUCUGUAAACUCACGAUCACUUGUGAGAUCCACAUAAUGAAUUAUUUGAAGUGGAUAAUUGCUGAUUGAUUCGGGAGGGGCCUUGUGUUGGCCGAGUCCUGCUGCAAGAUUUGAUUGAUUUUUGGAACUUCUCAAGUGUACCCGCCUUGCGACUAGUGCGUUUUAAGAUCGUUGCCGUCGUUGCUAUGCACCUAUCUACCGACGGCCGUCCAUGUGGUUGUUCACGCCAAUGAUACCGGGUUGAUGAAGAGGAUGGACGGUCUGGUGUUGUGGUACUGAUGGAAGUGGGAGAGAUACAGUGACGGGUCAUGUUGGUAACAGCUGCUAGGAGAUACGGCCAAUGUUAUAGCGUUGUUAUUGCUGUGUUGGGUUCCAUAUAGACGAUGUGACAUUGUUUCACUUCAGCACGGCGAAUUGCUCAUUUAGUGCUGCCCGAUGUACAUAUAUAUGUAUCACACUUUGAUUGCAGCUAUGGCAUGCUGACCCCGUAUCUGUGAGGUCGCAUAAUGUGGUAAUAUUGGAAACCACAUGCGCGGAUCAAUGGAGAAAACAUUUUUUCCAAACACAUGGGACUCUGUCCAACCCAGGAACAAGCCAAUCUGGUAAACGAUAUCUCUGACACUGGAUUGGACAUAGAAAUUAUUGACUCCAAUCCUUCUAUGCGCGUCACCAACUCAUUUUACAGAACUCCACUCGCCGGACGAAAAGAACGUUAAGCGCCUUGGCAACAAUGAUUAGAACUUCAGACACGGGAGGCAAUCCGUCACAGACGAGAUAUACAGACAUUCAUACAUAUGAACAGUCUUCUAGAUCACCCGCUCGUUGAGACCCUUGUUAUAGGAUAGUCAGGCGGCAACAAUUGAUAGCGGCCGAGUGAAUUCAAUUGGGGCUGAAUGGAACGCGAGAGAUCCACUCGCACGUCUUAGUAACUCGGGCCCCGUCAAUAUUUACGUCCCGACGAGGGUAGGUGUGUUAUGGUCAAGGAGGGGUCGUCCCGUGUUGUCGGAGUGUUGGCCACGUGGAUGUGAGGGUGACGGGCGCCAAGCUACCGGGGGACUCAACCAUGGAGGCCCGUAAUAAACUUCGGGAAUAUCUCACCAAGGGGAACGCGAAACAGCUGGCCAAGUUACUCAAGGACCUCCCUGUCCGAUCUGUCAGCCAGAGAGUCAACGAGGAACUGGAUGAGGACGGGACAACAGCUCUGAUUCUGUGUGCCAAAGCGUUGAAGGAGGGUGAUGGAGAUGCGGAGGAUUAUGCGGAGUGUUGUUUGCUGUUGCUUAAGAGCGGUGCCAAUGUUAGGGCAAAGACGACGGACGGUCAGACAGCCCUCCACUGGGCGGUCUCCUGUUGUACACCUACCCUGGCGGCGAUACUUCUAUCAGCUGGGGCUGACCCAAACCAGAAGGAUCAAAACGGGAUUAACGCUUUACAAUUAGCGAUUAAGGAAGGGAGCGCCGAAAAUGUGAAACUGAUUCUUGACAAACGGCCUCAGCUGGCUGACGAACGAGAUGAGUUUGGUGUGCCGCCUGUCAUCAUUGCUCUGCAGCAGUACCAGGAGGACAUAGUGCGCCACCUGGUGGAGGCAGGAGCAGACGUCAACAUUCAGGAAACGAGAAAUCUCAGAACACCUCUACAUUACGCACUGUACACAAAAAAGUUGAAGAUACUAGAAUUCCUAUUGGGUCACAAUCCGGACCUGACGAAAACUGACCAUCGAGGGACCACGAUAGUCCACCGGUCCAGUGCAAUACGAGACAAGCAGUACCUGGAGGCGGUCGUGAGGCUGAGCAAGGCUCCUCCAGACUCUCUGUGGAGGAUGGCGGACGAGGAGGGCAACACCGCCGUCAUGUUGUCGUGCCAGAACGACAACUACGACCAAUUAGUCAUCCUUCUGGAACAGGGGGCGACGGUAUCCGACCAUGACAAGUACGGACGAACAGCUUUACACCACUGUGUGGAGAAUACGGAAACAGAAUGUGCGGAGCUCCUUCUUCAAACGGACACCUCGUUAUUAAACACGCCGGAUAAGGAAGGUCUCACUCCUCUGCAUAUGGCCGCCAUUACCGGAAACAGCAACUUUCUCCGUCUGCUGCUAAAAAAGGGCGCGAAUCUGACAUGUCGUGACCAGGAAGGGCAUACAGUGGUUCACUGGGCAACAGUAACGGGCCAUACCGAGUGUCUGGAGAUCCUGAUCGACCACGACGCCGAUCUCUCCACCCCCGACAAACACAAGGCCCGCCCCAUCCACUACGCUGCUCAGAUAGCUCGGGAUGGCUUCAACACCCAGGGCAAGGAAGAUAGUACCCAGGUGCUCAGGCUGCUUCUCCAACACCAGGUGCCCUACGACAUCACCGACAAAGAUGGCCGCCAACCAUUAUUAUGGGCGGCUAGUGCAGGUAAUCCCCCUGCUUGUAAGAUUCUAGUUGAGGCUGGUGCCGACCCAAAUGUCGUCGACAACGAUGGAUUAACAGCUCUCCACUGUGCAGCAAGUCGCGGUCACACGUCCUGUAUGGAAACGCUGUUGUCGGAUUGCAAAGCCAAGGUGGACCCCGAGGACAGAAACAACUGCACGCCGCUAUUCUACGCCAUCACCCUCGGCAACAUCGACUGCAUGAAGAUGUUGGUGCAGCAUCGCGCCGACACGGCACACGUGGACAACAAAGGCAGAUCUCCAGCCCAUUGUGCCGCCCUUAAAGGCUCUCAAGAAGCUCUUCGGGUCCUUCUGAAGAAUAAAGCUGAUCUGUGGUCACCAAGUCAACAGGGGAACUACCCUAUACACGAGGCUACGCACGGGGGACAUGCUGAAAUUGUGAGAUUCUUCCUGGCCCAGAGUGGCAAUGACGAUGUUGUGGACCUAGCCAACGACGACGGUCGCACCUGUCUACACAUAGCAGCGCUAACCAACAACCUUAAUAUUUGUAAACUACUCUUAGAUGCUGACGCCAACGUCAACACCGUCAUGAUGAGCAAGGGAAAAUACUACACUCCUACAGACGCCGCCCUUCUGAAGGGACAUAGGGAGACGGGGGACUAUCUCAUCUCCAAAGGGGGCAAAAAGGGGAGCUUCAUCACCAACGAUGCUGCUAUUAUCAUUCAAAGAAACCUUAAGCUCAAAAGCAGGCUAAGGCCGACCUCUUCAACAAGGAGAGUCAAGUCCCCCAAGAGAAGGGAUUCUAAUAGGUUAGAGGUGUUGUCCCCAGAGAAGGUUGAGCCGAGAGAGGAGACAGAGGAGAUUCAUAUUGAGAGUGAAAAUGUGAAAGAGGAAGAUUCCAAACCCGCUCCUGUGUCAGCAACUGUGAAUUUACAGGUUCAGCGGAAGCAAACCCCUGAAAUUAAGGACGUGAAAUCAACGGACUCAAAGAAAACAGAGACUAAACCUGCAGAGAAAAAGAGCCCCAGUAGAAAUGAUGCUUCUGUGAAUACUGACAAUAAAUCGGCUUCCCCUAGGAAGGGGAUUCUGAAAUCAACCAAGGAGAACGGCAAAGAGAACGCAGAACCAAUGGGGUCGAGUCCUACAAAACAGAAAAAGAAAGAUGUGAAGGAUGUUCCUGAGGUCACUGCCACCAAUGGUACAGCAGAUACGAAUUCUCACAACAGUGUGGAUUCUGGGGAGUUUUACCGGGCUAGCUCUCAAAGGGAGAGCAAUACGUCCGAGCCAAGGUCUCGCUCCAGGAUGUCAAAGAGCAGCAGGAUACUGGCUCAGGAGGUACAGGCGAGUGUGAGGCGGUAUGAGGAGGAGAGACGAGCGGUCAGGGAGUAUCACCAAUUAAGGAGGGCACAAAUCUACACCGGCCCGCUCUACGACAUCGCCCUCUUCAGCAGCAGCUUCCACCAGAACAACAGGGAAGAUGCUUUCGGUACCCAUGACAACGACCGACCGGCCAAGAGGCAAACUUUCUACACAAUGUCGCAGUCCAGUGAACAUGUCAACGGUGACAUGGAGUUCUCGACUCGGACUGACGAUCACACUCACGCGAGAAAGGCACAGAAGGCAAAAGGGAAAUCAGAUUCCAACAUUGCGAGGCAGCCAUCAUCGAGGAAGCCAAAGAAAAUGAACCAAAAUGUCAACGAGGACAGACACCAUAAGGACAAGGAUGUGGAACAACUGGCCAAUCAGACCGAGCAGCUGUAUACUGACCUCAACAACAAGGCGGCGGCCAGCGUCCAGUCUGCCAGACAGAUGAACAAUGAACUCAGGUCUUCGUUUGACCAGGAUGCCAACAGGGGCAAGAGGGCCACGCCACAGAACGGGCAUAGUGGCGAAAACGAAACGAAGAAGAGUCGGAGGGAACGACAGCGAGAUGAGCAGAAACGCAGAGAGGAGGAGUUUCACCGGCUGCUGGUGAAGGCCUACAGACCCGAGACAUGCUUGCCGGAACAGAAAGGUAAAGACGGCUCAGGACGAGGUAGAAACACUUCCUUGGGUCUAACCCGGUCUAAGACCAUGGUGUCUACACAGGGUACCCCCUCCCCCUCCAGACCUGUGUCCGUCUACUCCAAGCGCUCCACCGCCAGUCAGCCACGUCCAUCCAGGCCGACCACCACCGUCAUGACCCCCUAUGGCACACGCAAGGUCCCCAUCGGGGAACCAACAGUCCUUCCUGUGAUUGACACGAAACACGACGAGAAGACGAAACUAAAUGGGAAACAUCAACCCUCUCCCCAAAAGGAGUCUGAAGUUUGACGACUCUUGGUUCUACCGUGUCUUGGAGCCAGCAGUACUGCUGUUACUAUUUAUUAAAGAUCUCUGUGAUAAACUUUGUGGUUGUUUGCGUGACAGCCAUGUCUGAAAGUGUGUGGAAGGAAUUUCAUGACGUCAUGAUUCAUUUACAAAUCAGUAGUAGGGUUAGUGGUAUGAUUUAUAGAUUUAAACAACAAAUACGGCAUGAAAAUGUUUCACAAAAUGAUAACCCAGCUGAUUUAAAAAUCAUGUUUUGUGCAGACACCGGUCGUGAAUUUCCGUGUCCACUCGUACCAUUCCGUUACGAGUGGUGACCAAUACAGACUAUCGAUUGUGGACAGUGAGAACCUUUAUCAUUUACAUUUCAAUUCAAUGGAAUUUUGAUUCGCUUCUGUUUCGG
Molecule: messenger RNA, 5733 nt
Organism: Haliotis rufescens (red abalone)
Lineage: Eukaryota; Metazoa; Mollusca; Gastropoda; Lepetellida; Haliotidae
Product: inversin-B-like
Exons: 17
Coding region: 1716-5336 (1206 amino acids)
Molecular function (GO): protein binding
Source: RefSeq, a predicted model, not a curated record